AAGCUGUUCAAAACCACAGAAGAAGAACAGCUAUAAGAUCGCCUGACGUCAUCGACGACCCUCACAUCUUUGUCAGUGAACAAAAUGGCAACCUACUGUCUGACUGUGGCCCGGCUUCAGACGGUCCUGGGCCACGGAGUGCGGCGCUUGCAUGUGUCGGCAGCUUACAGAGCCAAGGCCAAAGUGGCAAUGAGCCGCUUUGAGCCCGCCUCCUUUGUCAACUACGAGAAGCUCCAAGCCAACGUUGAAAUUGUCCGAAAAAGACUCAACCGUCCUCUCACUCUCUCAGAAAAGAUUGUGUAUGGCCAUCUUGAUGAUCCCCACAACCAGGAGAUUGAUCGCGGCCGCACAUACCUGCGGCUGCGCCCCGACCGUGUGGCCAUGCAGGACGCCACGGCUCAGAUGGCCAUGCUGCAGUUCAUCAGCAGCGGCCUGCCCAAGGUGGCGGUUCCUUCCACCAUCCACUGCGAUCACCUCAUAGAGGCUCAAAUUGGCGGGGUCAAGGAUCUGGCCAGGGCCAAGGAUGUGAACAAAGAGGUGUACAACUUCCUGUCAAGUGCUGGAGCAAAGUAUGGAGUGGGCUUUUGGAAACCUGGAUCUGGAAUCAUCCAUCAGAUCAUCCUGGAGAACUACGCCUACCCAGGAGUGAUGCUCAUCGGCACAGAUUCCCACACGCCCAACGGCGGUGGUCUCGGUGCCAUCUGCAUUGGAGUUGGAGGAGCUGAUGCAGUUGAUGUGAUGGCAGGCAUUCCCUGGGAGCUCAAAUGUCCAAAGGUGAUUGGUGUGAAACUGACUGGCUCCCUCUCCGGUUGGACAUCCCCAAAAGACGUCAUCUUGAAGGUGGCCGGCAUUCUCACUGUAAAGGGAGGCACUGGCGCCAUCGUGGAGUACCAUGGACCUGGAGUCGACUCCAUUUCCUGCACUGGAAUGGCCACCAUUUGCAACAUGGGAGCUGAGAUUGGAGCCACAACCUCUGUGUUCCCUUACAAUCACCGCAUGAAGACCUACCUGGAGAAAACUGGCCGUGGGGAAAUCGCUCAGCUAGCUGAUGAAUACAAAGACUUGCUGGUACCAGACGAAGGUUGCAAGUAUGACCAGAUCAUUGAACUCAAUCUGGAUCAGCUGAAACCCCACAUUAACGGACCUUUCACCCCUGACCUGGCUCACCCGGUGUCUGAAGUUGGUGCUGUGGCUAAAAAGAACGGCUGGCCUCUGGAGGUCAAAGUUGGUCUGAUCGGCAGCUGUACCAACUCCAGCUAUGAGGACAUGGGCCGCGCUGCCUCUCUGGCCAAACAGGCUCUGGACAAGGGCCUGAAGUGUAAAUCCCAGUUUACCGUCACCCCUGGCUCAGAGCAGAUCCGCGCCACCAUCGAAAGAGAUGGAUAUUCAAAGAUCUUCGGCGAUGUUGGAGGUGUCGUUCUCGCUAACGCGUGUGGGCCAUGCAUCGGACAGUGGGACAGGCGUGAUGUGAAAAAGGGAGAGAAGAACACCAUCGUCACGUCCUUCAACAGGAACUUCACCGCCAGGAACGAUGCUAACCCAGCUACCCAUGCUUUUGUUACUUCCCCUGAGAUCGUCACUGCCAUCGCCAUCGCUGGCUCAUUAGACUUCAAUCCAGAGACAGAUUACCUCACAGCCCCCAACGGAGAGAAGUUCAAGCUGGAACCCCCAACUGGAGAUGAAUUACCAGCCAAGGACUUUGACCCAGGUCAGGACACCUACCAGCACCCACCUGCUGACGGAGGCCACCUCACUGUGGACGUUAGCCCUCAGAGCACCCGGCUGCAGUUGCUCGAGCCUUUUGACAAGUGGAGCGGAGGAGAUCUGGAAGACUUGGUGGUCCUCAUCAAGGUGAAGGGAAAAUGCACCACAGACCACAUCAGUGCUGCAGGACCGUGGCUGAAGUUCCGUGGUCAUCUUGACAACAUCUCCAACAACAUGCUGAUUGGUGCCGUCAACAGCGAGAACGAUGCUGUCAACAAGGUGAAGAACCACCUGAAAGGAGACUAUGGAGGAGUCCCAGAUGUGGCCCGGCACUACAAGGCCAACGGUGUGUCAUGGGUCGUUGUUGGAGAUGACAACUACGGAGAGGGCUCCAGCAGAGAGCACGCAGCCCUAGAGCCUCGGCAUCUGGGUGGAAGAGCCAUAAUCGUCAAGAGCUUUGCCAGAAUCCAUGAAACCAACCUGAAGAAGCAAGGUCUGCUGCCACUGACAUUCAGUAACCCAUCAGACUAUGACAAGAUCCGCCCUGAUGACAGGAUCUCUAUCAAAGGACUCAAAACUUUUGCACCAGGAAAGCCUCUUACUGCGGUUGUACAGCACAGUGAUGGCAGCAAGGAGACCCUGGAGCUAAACCACAGCUUCAACGAGACCCAGAUCCAGUGGUUCCAGGCGGGCUCUGCCCUCAACAGGAUGAAGGAGCUGCACUGACGGGGCAGAGGAACAACAUAGGAGUUUCAGGGUGUAAGGAGGCAGAAUGUAACCGAUGGUUCCAUCACCAGGAUGAGCAUGACGUGCUAGCGAUGGAACGGCUACAGCUGUGGUGGGAUUUUUACUUUUAAAAUAAACCUCAUUCAUCAACAAGCAGAAUUUCACAACAUUAUUGUAAGCUCUUGUGUUUUAAUCAAGCAGUGAUUACCAGUUAAGAGGACACACACACACACUUUAGCUGAUGAUACUCUGCCGGCUGAUUUGCCUUCAGUGUUUUUGGCAGCUCAUCAAACAUUUCAGUACGUCAAAAGUCGAAGCUAGCUCUUAGCACUUACCUGUGCUUUAGGUGGCCAGGAGGAAGUACUUAUUUGGCAGAGAUUGUCAUUGAUCAAACGGCUAACGUUUAAGAUAAAUUAGAUUACUGUAUAUUUAACCGUGGGAGACUAUUAAAGUGGGUUUUAAUUGCAUGUUUUUGCAGAUACUGUGAAAAAUAUUGCAACUCUCGUCUCUGAUGCUUUCCUCACCACCAGCUUUAAACUGUCUCUUCAUCAAUAUAUUGAAUAUUGUUACUGCAUGAGAAACUUGACUUUGUGUUUGUCUUUUUUUUUUCCUUUCUGCACCAGAUCCAAAUUUAGCAUUUUCUUUGAGUUAAAUGAUUUUAUUUCAUUCACAGAGUUGAUGCAAAACAGUCUUCCUGCCAUUGUAGACUCAUUAACUCUACAGAAACCCACUUGUUUAGUGAAAAGGAAAGAAUCUGCACUCAGUGUUUUAUUGAUGUGGAAAGAAACUGAAAACACCAGUUAAAAUCUCAUAGACUGAGCAUUGAGGCCUUUUUUUUUCUUUUUUAAGAAACCCAUGUCUCGUUCUGGUCCUAAAGUCCCUGCAAAACAUACUGGAGUAACUGUUCUUAAAUUUCUGUUUUGAUUACAGAAAUAAUCUGCCAAUCAGACGAAGAUGUAAAGCAUCUUCUUCCUGUAAACCACUCCAUGUAAAGUGUCCGUGCUCAUUUGUGCAUUUGUUUUCUCCCGAUGAUCUUUUCUGUGUAACAAAAACAGGAAAAUGGAUUGUAAAAUAAAUACAUUCACAGAUCUAA
This is a messenger RNA of Nothobranchius furzeri (turquoise killifish), 3523 nucleotides long. It is a transcript of the gene aco2, whose product is annotated as aconitase 2, mitochondrial. Gene Ontology annotation, cellular component: cytosol; mitochondrion. Gene Ontology annotation, molecular function: aconitate hydratase activity; 4 iron, 4 sulfur cluster binding. Gene Ontology annotation, biological process: tricarboxylic acid cycle. The record is from RefSeq and is a predicted model, not a curated record. Lineage: Eukaryota; Metazoa; Chordata; Actinopteri; Cyprinodontiformes; Nothobranchiidae.